Molecule: messenger RNA, 1938 nt
Organism: Centrocercus urophasianus (Greater sage-grouse)
Lineage: Eukaryota; Metazoa; Chordata; Aves; Galliformes; Phasianidae
Product: neuron navigator 1-like
Exons: 5
Coding region: 25-1938 (637 amino acids)
Biological process (GO): neuron migration; neurogenesis; microtubule bundle formation
Cellular component (GO): microtubule cytoskeleton; axon initial segment
Source: RefSeq, a predicted model, not a curated record
UUGGGUCUCUGCCUGUGCGGAGACAUGGGGACACAGGGACAGAGCUGCCCUUGUGGCUGCAGUUGGGGCCCUGGAGGAGGGACAUCACCGUGCCCCAGUUCAGCUCCUUCACUCUCCUCUCCCUCCACAGUGCCUUCCUGGAGCUGCCUCACCAGGAUGAAUGGAACGGCCAACUUGGCCCCGACCGCCCGUGGCCACUUCACCUCCGCCAUCCCGGUGCCACGAUCCACAACCCCCAACAAACUGCCUUCUGCAGCCCCCCUGGCCCGGCACAGCACCUCAGGCCCCCCUGCCUCCCACCGGGCCACAUCCCCACGGCCGGCAGCACCCCCCGGCCCCAAAAGCCUCAAACCCAGGCCCAGAGCUUCAGGUCGUGAGGCAACCGAGAGCCCAGGUGUAACCCCCCAUGGGGGGCAGAGAGCCCCACUGCUCCCCGGGAAGGGGGUGGGGGGAAGCCGGGUGGAGUACAGCCCAAGGGGGCCUGGGGCCCACCGUCCCCUUGGGAUGGCAGUGGAGGAUGGACCCGAUGCCAGCCCUAUGAGCAGAAGCCCCAUGUUUGGGUCGGGGACCAUCAGCUUCUCCUCAGCCUCCCCGCAGAGCCGCCCUGUGACAGCCACUGUUGCCCCGUUCCACUACCGGCUGCAGGAGGAUGGAGAGCAGAAUGCCACAUCCCUGUGUGACAUCGCUCCUGCUGAGGUGCCCGACCCCAAAUCCAGAGCCAUGACAGCCCCCGGCGGGUUAAAUGAUUGCAGCGCGGGGAUGCUGGGGAGCAACCUCAAGAGCCUUCCCGACGUGGAGCUGGGCGAGGAGGGCGCGGCGGAGCUGCGCGGCUUUCGGCGGGGCCCCGACGGCGGCGGCGCGGUGAUGCCCAAACGGGCGAAGGCGGCGGCGGCGGCGGCGGGGGGGCCGCGGGGCGCGGAGCUGCGGGUGUUCAAGGCGAGCAGCGCGGAGGGGCGGCUGCCGGCCGGCUCCAACCUGCGCAAGCAGAAGUCGCUCACCAACCUGGCCUUCCUCACCGACGCCGAGAAGAAGCGGCAGCUCUACGAGCCGCGCUGGAGCGACGACAUGGCCAAAGGGACGGCGACCACCGCGGUGGCGGCGGGGGGACGGGGCGGGGGCGGCGGUCCCCGUGGCCGCGAGGCGCCCGCCAUGUCGCGCAGUCUAUCCCGCUCCGAGCACUCCCUGCUGCCGCCGCGCCCCGCCGGGCCCCAGAAGCCGCCGCCCGCCGCCGGGAAGCCGAGCCGCAUCCCCCGCGGGCCCUACGCCGAGGUGAAGCCGCUCAGCAAAGCCCCCGAGGCGGGCGGAGGCGGAGGAGGAGGGGGCGGCAAGUGCGACGACGAGCUGCUGGGAGGCAAGGGGCCGGCGGCGGCGGGGGCCGAGGAGAAGGCGUACCUGAAGGUGGACCCCGAGCUGGUGGUGACGGUGCUGGGCGACCUGGAGCAGCUGCUCUUCAGCCAGAUGUUGGACCCCGAGUCCCAGAGGAAGAGGACGGUGCAGAAUGUUCUGGACCUUCGUCAAAACCUGGAGGAGACCAUGUCCAGCCUGCGGGGCUCCCAGGUGUCUCACAGCUCCCUGGAGAUGACGUGCUACGACAGCGACGAAGCCAACCCGCGCAGCGUCUCCAGCCUGUCGAACCGCUCCUCGCCGCUCUCCUGGCGCUACGGGCAAUCCAGCCCGCGGCUGCAGGCGGGGGAUGCGCCGUCGGUGGGGGGCGGCUGCCGCUCCGAGGGCACCCCCGGCUGGUACAUGCACGGCGAGCGGGCGCAUUACUCGCACACCAUGCCCAUGCGCAGCCCCAGCAAACUGAGCCACAUCUCGCGGCUGGAGCUGGUGGAGGCGUUGGACAGCGAUGACGUGGAGCUGAAGUCGGGAUAUAUGAGCGACAGUGACCUGAUGGGGAAGACCCUGACGGAGGACGAUGACAUCACCACGGGGUGA